Molecule: messenger RNA, 1128 nt
Organism: Juglans regia (Persian walnut)
Lineage: Eukaryota; Viridiplantae; Streptophyta; Magnoliopsida; Fagales; Juglandaceae
Product: farnesyl pyrophosphate synthase 1-like
Exons: 9
Coding region: 110-973 (287 amino acids)
Biological process (GO): trans, trans-farnesyl diphosphate biosynthetic process
Cellular component (GO): cytoplasm
Molecular function (GO): dimethylallyltranstransferase activity; (2E,6E)-farnesyl diphosphate synthase activity
Source: RefSeq, a predicted model, not a curated record
CGCCGCCCCAAUCACUACUCCCUUACUCAUUUAAAUACUCCCCCGUCCUCCAUCUCUCCCGCCACCUCUAUCUCUCUCUCUGCGUCAGUUCCUCCAGAAAUAAGAAACCAUGGCCGAUUUGAGGUCGAGAUUCUUGGACGUGUACUCUGUGUUGAAGUCUGAGAUCCUCCAUGACCCGGCGUUCGAUUUCACCGAAGAUUCUCGCCAGUGGGUCGAACGGAUGAUGGACCACAACGUACCAAGAGAAAAUGAAAAUAGUUGGAUUGGACUAUUGGCAGGAAAGCUGAACCGAGGACUGUGUGUCAUUGACAGCUACAAAUUGUUGAAAGAAGGAAAGGAACUAACUGAUGAUGAGUUUUUUCUCGCGUGUGCACUAGGAUGGUGCAUUGAAUGGCUUCAAGCAUAUUUUCGUGUUCUUGACGAUAUCACAGACAAUAUCCCAGAAGAUGCUGAGAAGCGCCGUGGUCAACCCAGUUGGUUUAAGCAACCCAAGGUCGGUAUGAUUGCUGUAAAUGAUGGCUCAAUUCUCCACAACCACAUCACAAGAAUUCUCAAAAAACAUUUUAGAGAAAAGCCUUAUUACGUGGAUCUGCUCGAUUUAUUUAAUGAGAUGGAAUUCCAGACUGCGUCAGGGAAAAUGACAGAAUUAAUUACCAGUAGUACGCUUGUAGGAGAGAAAGAUCUAUCUAGGUUGUCGACAAUGCCUCUCCACCACCUACGCAUUGUUCAGUACUACAAAACCACUUAUUAUUCACACUACCUUUCAGUUGCUUGUGCAUUGAUCUUAUCUGGAGAAAAUCAUAUUAAUGUGAAGAACAUUCUGGUCGAAAUGGGAUUUUAUUUUCAAGUACAGGGUGUGGCUGCGGAGUACGAGAAUGAGAAUUACGGAAAGCUUGUAAAAUCCAUUGAAGCUCAUCCAAGUAAAGCAGUACAAGCUGCGUUAAAAUCAUUAUUGACAAAAGGACACGAGUGACAAAUUCAUAUUUCCUUUCAGAAAUCUUGGCAUUGAUUAUAUAAUCCAAACACCCCCGGCCCCGGGGGGGCUAAUAUUCAAUACAAUACAAUACAAUACAAUAUUGGGCUACUCUAGCCUCAGUGUAUUGAUUAUUUGUGUAUUGAUUUUUUUUA